Plenodomus lingam JN3 is the source of this 3345-nucleotide messenger RNA. Lineage: Eukaryota; Fungi; Ascomycota; Dothideomycetes; Pleosporales; Leptosphaeriaceae. The record is from RefSeq and is a predicted model, not a curated record.
AUGUAUCAGGCCCAACGACAAGGCCCUUCGUCUCAUGACGAUGUUGGCCUCGCUCACUUGCUGAAAUCAUGUAGGCCCCAAACAAGAGUCGACGAGGAGGGAAAAAUUACAUAUGUCGAGCUAGAACGAAGCCAGGGCUAUGUAGAAACGAUUCGAAGUGAAGACGUGAACUCGCGCCCUGCACUUGGCUGUCUCGUCAGUUUGCGAUCCAAAAGAGGCUCCUCAUGGGCGCCGGACGCAGAGCUGACGUCGAACUUGUUCUCAGUCAUGGAGCGAUGCCUCGAGACGGGCUGGUCAUACGUGGGACGAGCUGUGCUGAUCACAGGGGCCGGGCCCGGAUCAAUUGCCAUGGCAGUGGCGCGUCUGUUACUCAAGAGUGGAGCCAAGGUCAUUGUCACCACGCGACAAACACCGGCUGAUGCAGCUGCCGUCUAUCAGCAGCUGUAUUACGACAACGGCUCGGCUGGCUCCGAACUGAGGGUCAUUCAAGCCAAUCUAGCCAGUGCUCAAGACUGUCACCAUCUGAUUGACUAUAUCCAUACUGUAAUGGAAUGCGAGCUCGACGCCGUCAUUCCGUUCGCUGCCGCAGUGGAGAAUAGUGCCGAGAUUGAGCAAGUAGGCGCCAACAACGAAUUAGCACACAGGAUGAUGCUCGUAAAUAUUUACCGUCUUCUCGGUCGCUUGAUCACAAGCCAGAAGGAGCGUGGUAUAGAUUGCCACCCUACUCAAGUGAUUGUGCCUCUCUCGCCCAACCGAGGAACCUUCGGUGGAGACGGCCUCUACGCUGAAUCUAAACUUGGCCUCGAGGCCCUGUUACACCGUGCCCAAUCCGAAUCCUGGGCAGGCGACUAUAUUUCUGUGUGUGGUGCCGUAAUCGGAUGGACUCGAUCGACCAGGCUUAUGCGUGCAAAUGAUACCAUCGCUGAAUCAGUCGAGUCGCAUGGCGUACUGACUUUCUCCGCUGAAGAGAUGGCCUUUAACGUCGUUACUAUGAUGGAUCCAACCAUGGUCGAGCUCUGCGAGACGGAGCCAAUACUUGCAGAUUUUGGAGGUGCUCUCGAAUGCUUGACAGACUGUUCUGAAGUCAUAUCCCGAGCUCGCCGCGAGAUUCAAUUCGUCUCAAGUACAAGGCAAGCGAUUUGUAAGGAGAGAAUCCGAGAGCAAGAAUUAAUCCAUGGAAAGCCCCCCAAAGCACAACAACCCUUCAUCGAUCGGAGAGCAACACUUCGAGUUGGGUUUCCAAGCCUACCUUUGUCCAAGCAAGAGGCCCUUUCUACACAGUUCAGCCUCGAAGCAGCAGGUCCUGCGGAUCAAAUUGUAGUCGUCGGCUUCUCAGAGCUGGGACCCCAUGGCAGCGCACGUACGAGGUGGGAACUUGAAUCUCAAGGUCGCCUGAGUCUUUCUGGCUUCGUUGAGAUGGCGUGGCUGAUGGGUCUCAUUCGUCACCACAAUGGGCAUCGCCCUGACGGUAGCUUCUAUGUGGGGUGGUGCGAUUCCAAAACAGGUGCACCGAUAGCAGAUCAACAGAUUGAAGAAAAGUACGGGGCCUACAUUAAAGAGCACUCAGGUGUGCGACGCCUGGCCACACAUGACAUACCUGAGUGGGACCCGGCUAAGAGACAAGUGCUAGAAGAAACGGUCCUUACAGAGGACUUGCCGGAGUUCGAAGCUACACGGACCUCGGCAGACGCCUUCAAAAGCAAGCACGGCGAUAAAGUUCUCAUCAGACCACACCCCAACGGCGAAACCUGUCUCGUUCGAAUCAAGCGAGGCGCAAGCAUUAUGAUCCCAAAGCAGAUUCAGUUUCAAGCUGGUGUCGUAGCUGGACUUAUGCCCAAAGGAUGGAACGCCCAAACCUAUGGAGUACCAACAGAUCUUGCGCAAGCCCUGGAACCCAGUACUUUAUUCACGCUAUGCUGUGUGGCAGAGGCAUUCUAUAGCGCAGGACUGCCCGAACCCAGCGAGAUCUUCACCCACAUACAUGUUGCUGAAUUUGGUAAUUUCAUUGGCACGUUAAUGGGAGGUAGCUCCAAAGUGAGAAGCUUAUACCGCGAUACGCUGCUCGAUCGUCCCAUAGCAAGUGAUACGCUCGCAGACUCGUUUGCUAAUACACCAGCUGCGUGGGUGAACAUGUUACUUCUUGGAGCCUCGGGCCCGAUUAAAACGCCCUCUGGUGCUUGCGCGACUGGCAUUGAGUCAAUUGACUCCGCUGUGGACUCAAUACGAUCCGGUAAGACAAAGAUGUGCCUCGUUGGCGGUUACGAUGAUCUUCAGGAGGACGAAUCAUAUGGAUUCUCAAUGCUCAAGGCAACAGUCAACACGACCGAGGAAGCGGCAAGAGGUCGUCUGCCACACGAGAUGUCGAGACCACUGACUGAAAGUCGGGGAGGGUUUGUGGAGGCACACGGCUGUGGAGUCCAGUUAAUCUGCAGCGCCAGUGUAGCGAUCGAGAUGGGACUACCCAUUUAUGGGAUCAUCGCAGGCUCUACAAUGGCGGCCGAUACUGUUGGCCGCUCAGUCCCGGCGCCCGGACAAGGACUUCUCACCUUUGCCAGAGAAAGCUUGAAGCCAAUGCAAUACUCAAGCGGAUCUGAUAAAACGAGUCUGACAGCAGUAGACACAAUGUCUAGCCUUGAAGAUCAAGACCUGGAUGAUUUUCCGUGGAGUGUUACCAGUCACGUCGAAACACUGUUGUCUCCAAUGCAUGCUUCGUUGGCUCAGCAUCAGCUGACGAUAGAUGACGUGGAUUUUGUUUCUCUACAUGCUACGUCCACCAAGUCCGGUGACUUGAAUGAAUUUAAAGUCAUUUCCAGGCAGCUGCACCAUCUACGCCGUAACACCCGCCGACCUCUUUGGACAGUGGCUCAAAAGGCCUUAACCGGCCAUCCAAAAGCCCCAGCUGCCAGUUGGAUGCUAAAUGGCUGCCUACAGAUCAUGAGAGAUGGCACAUUGCCCCCUCAGCGCAAUGCAGAUAAUGUAGACCCAGCGCUGAGAACAUUUUCUAUGUUGGUGGUACUAAAGGAAUCGAUACCUCUGACGGAUCCCAAGGCUUUCCUACUCACGUCCUUCGGAUUUGGACAGAAGAGCGGAGAGUUGGUUGGUGUUGCAUCAAAGUAUCUCUACGCAAUGCUCAGUGAGCAGGACUAUUCUGCUUACCGUGCACGAGCUUUGUUGCGCAUGGAGCGCGCUGAUAGGAAAUAUGCUCGAGCAGUGAUGGAGAACAAGAUUGUCAAGAUCCUCGACCAUGCACCAUACGAUGCAGAUGACACUGAGAGAGUUCUGCUUGACCCGUCUGCACGUGCAUCCUAUGACUCAGCAUCCGAGACCUUUCGAUUCAACGUUUAA